GAUUUUAUAAUAUCAUUGUGUUAAUACGCAUUUUGCUGGCAGCAGCUCCAUCCCGUUGCAUUCUACUGCACCGGCCGUUACAGCAUUUUGAGACGUGAAGCAAAACGGAAUUCGAAAAAUCGACCGUUGCAAGAAAAUUUUCUCCAUAUCCCCAUCGGAUCCGCAAACGCUUAUAUGCAGAAGAGGAAGUUGCGUUUCCUCCUGCAAUCAAUCACAAACGAAAGGAAAAAAUGAUUCCCGAAGAAAAUGAGAGCCCACAAAACUCAAAAACUGCUAGAGAAUCUGUUGCUGUCGAAGACGGGAGAAACACAGAAUGCAUCAUCAGUCCCAGGUUCCGAUCCGUGGCCGCAAUGGCGGGUUGGGACGAAGAAUCGCUCCUAAUCGCCAGUUUCAUCGUCGAAGACACGCCAGAAAGAGAACCCAAAGAGAAGAAGCGUGGCCAUUUUCAGUUUAAGUCCCCAAAAACCAGUUCGAGAAGAAAACGCAGAGCACAGAGACGGAGUCCUACUUCAAUUCCUAUUGCCGUCUUUAACCUUGAUGAUGAAGAGACUGCUGCAGAGAAGAAAAUGGACUCAAAAAGUAAAGUUAUCGAAGAGAAGCAGAGAAAAGAAGGCAAAGCUGCUUUACCUGAGGAAUCUUCUGAUGUUUCUCAUUCGGGUUCAUCUUUCCCUUGCAUGGAUAAACUAAGGGAAGAGCUCUCUUGUGCGAUUUGUCUUGAGAUUUGCUUCGAACCGAGUACCACUCCUUGUGGCCACAGCUUUUGCAAGAAAUGCCUGCGAUCUGCUGCCGAUAAAUGUGGAAAGCGAUGCCCAAAAUGCAGACAGCUAAUUAGCAAUGGGCGAUCUUGCACAGUGAACACAGUUCUUUGGAACACGAUACAACUUCUGUUUCCAAAAGAAGUUGAAGCAAGAAAGGCAUCAGGAAUCCUGAAUAGCCAUGAAGCUGAGCGCCAGAGCCCUGAAGAGGCAAGUCGAAAUAUCCCAGUUCCCAGAAGAAUAGGAACAGUAGUUAGAAGAAGAGAAACGUCUACUCAGGUAGAGGAGGAGGAAGAGGAGACAUUGGGUUCAAGUUGGAGGAGGAGAAGAAGAGGAGUGAGCAGUCAAGAGCAGAGUGUGAGAAGAGGAAGACGAGUCCCCAGUCAAGAGGAAGAUGCCGCAUUGGCUUUUAGAUUGCAGAGGGAAGAAUUCAUGGGGGCUCUUAGGGGGGGAGCUCAUCAUGCGCAACCAAGGACAAGGAGAUCUUUUUCCUCGGCCAGGGAAGCCUUGAGAGCCAUGGCAUCCAGAGCCACUGACCUUCGCAUCAGAGGCCGCCCUAUAUAGUCUAAUUUUCAGGAUUUUUUUCAAUUAUUCAUAUUCUUUCAACUGAAAUUUAUUGUUUCAGACUUCCAGCUAUGGGUUGUUCCAGAACGGAUCUGUUUCUCAUACCAAUAAUAAACAAUUCACCUACCAAUACA
Nelumbo nucifera (sacred lotus) is the source of this 1453-nucleotide messenger RNA. RefSeq lists its product as uncharacterized. Gene Ontology annotation, molecular function: metal ion binding; ubiquitin-protein transferase activity; nucleosome binding. Gene Ontology annotation, biological process: double-strand break repair. The record is from RefSeq and is a predicted model, not a curated record. Lineage: Eukaryota; Viridiplantae; Streptophyta; Magnoliopsida; Proteales; Nelumbonaceae. Gene Ontology annotation, cellular component: site of double-strand break; nucleus.